Oryza brachyantha (malo sina) is the source of this 857-nucleotide messenger RNA. RefSeq lists its product as uncharacterized. The transcript has 4 exons. Lineage: Eukaryota; Viridiplantae; Streptophyta; Magnoliopsida; Poales; Poaceae. The record is from RefSeq and is a predicted model, not a curated record. Bases 19 to 456 code for a protein of 145 amino acids.
CAUCCCUUCUAGACUACAAUGGUCACUUUCACAGCUCACCCCCUUUAUUCUCAUAUUCCAACCUUUGUAAACCACACGUGUUGGAGUCCCUGUCACCACCUGCCAGAAGGGAAGGGAGCUUUGUAUGCAAAGAACAAGUCAAGGAUGCAAAAUGCUAAACAAGCUGAUCUUAUCCAAGGAAGGCUCCAGGAAGGUGACAAGGUUGGAAGGAUUUGGUUUUGCAUAUGCCGUCAUCACUCAUCACUCAUGCAGCUAUAUUUAGGUGACCUGGGCUUUCUGAGAGGAGAUACCAAUGGUGACUCUGAACUUCUGAAGUUGACAGGGACACACAAUUCAAAGGCCAUGACCUUGGAACAAACCCAAGUAGCUGGACAAACCAACGACAAAUCAAACAGAACACAAGAUCUGCAGGUUCCUGAUCAUCGACAAAUUAAGCACCUUUCUCCAAGUCGAUGAGACCUACAUAUGGAUCGGAGCAAGCACGUAUACAAUUCCACAAGAUCAUAUGCAGGAUCUACUUAAUUAGCAUGGUCGACUAAAACAAUGGCAAAGAUGAACACUGGCAUAUCUGGGCGACAAUGACACUUUGAUCCUUGCUUUAUGCCUAGCUUAGACCAGAUAAUUUUACUAUUCCAACACAACCAUGUCAGGGUGCCAACAAUUUCCAGUCUAUGAUGAAAGAAACAAGAGAGAGAGAUCUAGAGAGAGGUGCAUGGCAAAAACAAAUGUCUUGGUGAAAUUUCCAUAUACCAGCUGCAGCUGGUUCCUAACAUUUUUGUCUCUGUCCUGUUCUGCCAGAAUUAUUUGUUGUCUGGAUGUUACUGAUUCCAAAUUAAUAUAUACUGCGAUGCGACAUU